Paramecium sonneborni is the source of this 2342-nucleotide messenger RNA. The record is from the annotation of a GenBank genome assembly. NCBI's taxonomy places the organism in Eukaryota, Ciliophora, Oligohymenophorea, Peniculida, Parameciidae.
UUUAUUUAAAAAUGGGAAAUUUGUGUCUUAGAAAAAAAAAGUAAUCCUAGUAGCCCUAAGUAUCUAAAUUUAUUAACAAAGUACAACAUUGCGGAUGAAAAUCACAUCACAUACACCCCAGCCACAUUUGAUGAAUUGGAUAAAAAAAUUAAAGUUGAAUCAUAAGGUAUAUACAAUAAACAUAUUUUAGAUGACAACAGUUCUGGUAUCUUUAUAAUUUAUUGUUAGAAGCUUUGAUUUUAAAUAUAGAUAGUAAACCAGAGUAAUUAAUAAAGGAACAGAAUUAAACUUCAAUUCAAAUUCUUAAUUAAUUUGAUAAGGAUGCUGAAAAGCUUCAAAAAUAAGGUGAAUUAGCUAAAGCAAAACUGCAAGAAAUGAAAAAGCAGGUUAAAAAAAUAAAUAUAAUUAGUAAAAUAAUGAUGCUAUUGUGAAGUUUGAAUAGCAAUCAUUAAAUUAAAAUCUAUUAUGCAAUUAGGAGGACAAUUAGCAACAAUAAGUGCACAUUAAAGUAAAUUAGGAAUAUGUUAAUAUGUAAACUGAAGAAGAAAGGAUUAAAUAAGAAUAAGAAGCCGAUAAUUUAAGAUAAUAACAAGUUGAAGAAAAUAGAAUAAGAUAGGAAUAAGAAGCAGAAAAAUUAAGAUAAUUACAAAUUUAAGAAAAAAGAAUUAAAUAAGAAUAAGAUGCUGAAAAAAUAAGAUUAUAAUAAAUAGAAUAAGAAAAAAUUAGGUAAGAAUAGGAAGCUGAAAAAUUAAGAUUAUAAUAAAUAGAAUAAGAAAAAAUUAGGUAAGAAUAGGAAGCUGAAAAAUUAAGAUAAUAAUAAAUGGAAGAAAAAAGAAUUAGAUAAAAAUAAGAAGCUGAAAAAAUAAGAUUAUAAUAAAUUGAAGAAGAAAGAAUAAGAUAAAAAUAAGAAGCUGAAACAUUAAGAUUAUAAUAAAUAGAAUAAGAAAAAAUUAGGUAAGAAUAAGAAGCUGAAAAAAUAAGAUUAUAAUAAAUUGAAGAAGAAAGAAUAAGAUAAGAAUAAGAAGCUGAAAAAUUAAGAUUGUAAUAAAUUGAAGAAGAAAGAAUUAGAUAAGAAUAAGAAGCUGAAAAAAUAAGAUUAUAAUAAAUUGAAGAAGAAAGAAUUAGAUAAGAAUAAGAAGCUGAAAAAAUAAGAUUAUAAUAAAUUGAAGAAGAAAGAAUUAGAUAAGAAUAAGAAGCUGAAAAAUUAAGAUUGUAAUAAAUUGAAGAAGAAAGAAUUAGAUAAGAAUAAGAAGCUGAAAAAAUAAGAUUAUAAUAAAUUGAAGAAGAAAGAAUUAGAUAAGAAUAAGAAGCUGAAAAAUUAAGAUUGUAAUAAAUUGAAGAAGAAAGAAUUAGAUAAGAAUAAGAAGCUGAAAAAAUAAGAUUAUAAUAAAUUGAAGAAGAAAGAAUUAGAUAAGAAUAAGAAGCUGAAAAAUUAAGAUUGUAAUAAAUUGAAGAAGAAAGAAUUAGAUAAGAAUAAGAAGCUGAAAAAAUAAGAUUAUAAUAAAUUGAAGAAGAAAGAAUUAGAUAAGAAUAAGAAGCUGAAAAAUUAAGAUUGUAAUAAAUUGAAGAAGAAAGAAUUAGAUAAGAAUAAGAAGCUGAAAAAAUAAGAUUAUAAUAAAUUGAAGAAGAAAGAAUUAGAUAAGAAUAAGAAGCUGAAAAAUUAAGAUUGUAAUAAAUUGAAGAAGAAAGAAUUAGAUAAGAAUAAGAAGCUGAAAAAAUAAGAUUAUAAUAAAUUGAAGAAGAAAGAAUUAGAUAAGAAUAAGAAGCUGAAAAAUUAAGAUUGUAAUAAAUUGAAGAAGAAAGAAUUAGAUAAGAAUAAGAAGCUGAAAAAUUAAGAUUGUAAUAAAUUGAAGAAGAAAGAAUUCGAUAAGAAUAAGAAGCUGAAAAAUUAAGAUUGUAAUAAAUUGAAGAAGAAAGCAUUAGAUAAGAAUAAGAAGCUGAAACAUUAAGAUUAUAAUAGAUAGAUGAAGAGACAAUUAAAUAAGAAUAAGAAGUAGAAAAAUAAACAUCUGAUUCAUAAUUUAAUUUAUAAUAAUAGGAUACUAAUAAUAAUUAACAAUAGAUUGAAAAUUUGAAUUUUAAAUUUAUAUGGUAGACUCAUAUUAAUUUAUCAUAGGACUUAAGGAGGAAAUAACAUAUUCAUAACCGGCAGUUGGUUAAAUUGGACAGAAAAAAUAUAACUAGAAUAGAUAGAUGAUAGGUAAAUUUUCAUUAUUAAAAGAUUCGAAAUUGAAAUAGAGAUACCUAAAGGGGCUCAUGAGUUCAAAUUUAUUGUAGACGAUGAAUGGAAACUUAGCGAUUAAUAUGAAUAUAAUGGUUAAAAUAAUUUGAUCAAUAUUUGA